GGCCGGGAGUCGGGGAUCGGGGCUCGUCGAGCGAAGCGGGGCGCCAGCGGAGCAGGGGAAGGCGGAGGAGGUGGACGGGGAGCUGUUGGCGUUUGUUGGACGGACGAGGACAGGCGCUUGCGAGGCAGCCAGCUUCACGAGAAGUGGUCGAUCAAAGCUUUUCUGCGCGGAUCUCUGUCGUCAGUUUGAUCGACCUGCUGUGCUUGUUGCGUCUCUCGAUCGCGAUCGUGCUUGCUCGACACUUCGAACCUCAGUCCGGGAAUUCUCUCUCGUGAGAUCGGUAGAUUGGUCGGUCGUCGGGCACCAUGCCUGGGUGGAUUGACGCCAUCAUUUCCAAGUUCUCUUCAGGGGACUCUCUGCCGUGGACCGAUGCUCAAGUGAUUCAGGACCUUGAAAGGGAGGCAGCGCAAGAAGGACAGGGAAAAAAUAAAAGCGAGAGCAUCAUGAGGCUCGCUUGGGCGCUUGUGCACUCUGCACAACCUGCUGAUGUGCAGCGUGGUAUCGCUAUGCUGGAAUCAUCUCUGGGUGGUCAAGGUGGACCUCUUCAAAAGUGGGAGAUUUUGUACCUUCUAGCAGUGGGCCACUAUCGGACGGGCGAUCUAGGAAGAUGUCGUCGUUUGGUUGAUCAGGCGCUUGAGAUUGCACCUGACUUUAGACAAGCUGUGGCUUUGAGGAAAAUGGUGGAAGACAAGAUUGCGCAAGAAGGAGCUAUCGGGGUGGGGAUUGCUGCAGCUGCAGUGGGAAUUGUUGCGAGUGGGGUUGCAGCUCUUCUGAUUCGCAAGAAGUAGUUUGCCUCGUGAAAAUUUGGCAAGUGUGUUGGUGUGUUGCGACAAAGAUGGGAGAGGAAUCAGUACUAGCUCCGAAAUAGAAAGCUUAUGUCUAUUAUAUGAGAAGCACACACAACGAGAAUAGAUUGUAAAUCAGUCGGUUGAAACAAAUGUAUAUUACUACAUUCCGUAAUAUUUUUUCCAACAACAGGUUAGGUCGCGUUGCAUUUUUCGAAAUGAGAAGAGAUGUACAAAUAAAGCCUUGUAUUACUUGAGUUGAUCAGUUCAGUUCGGCUUCAAGAGUAAGAAGGUAUCAGCCUACGAAGAGGAGUCCACAUGGCACUGAAAUUUUGUGACCAAAUGUUUUCAAACCCUGUAGUAUUUCCGCGUGAAGCAAUCCAUCAUCUCCUUUUUCUGUAAUUUACAGGUUGCAUCUUUCCGGGUUUGAUUGUGUGGCGAGACUAUUCCAGUAGAGAUUGCACUUUUCUUGAUGGGACGCCAAAGCUUCGUGACGCCGCUCCUACUGCGAACAUACGAAGAAUUGAGGUCAUUGCUAAGGCGAAUCAUGCCUGGAGGCCAAGGAGGGAUAAGGACAGGGAAUGGCAUGUUUUUUUCAAUAAAUAUUUUUCUGGU
Messenger RNA from Marchantia polymorpha subsp. ruderalis, 1400 nucleotides. The record is from the annotation of a GenBank genome assembly. NCBI's taxonomy places the organism in Eukaryota, Viridiplantae, Streptophyta, Marchantiopsida, Marchantiales, Marchantiaceae.